Neopsephotus bourkii (Bourke's parrot) is the source of this 3745-nucleotide messenger RNA. RefSeq names its product endoplasmic reticulum metallopeptidase 1 (gene ERMP1). Gene Ontology annotation, molecular function: metalloexopeptidase activity. The record is from RefSeq and is a predicted model, not a curated record. The transcript has 15 exons. Gene Ontology annotation, biological process: proteolysis. Lineage: Eukaryota; Metazoa; Chordata; Aves; Psittaciformes; Psittacidae. The coding region runs from base 10 to 2661 and encodes 883 amino acids.
GCGUGGCUCAUGGAGCGCGGCGUGGCGGCGAACGUGUGGCGGCUCCGUGCGACCGGCGGCCACCGCGACCGCCGCCACUCGCCACCGCGGCAGGACGGCGACCGCGACAUGGUCGGGAAGAAGCGUGGAGGGCCGCGGCGGCUGGCGCUGUCCGAGGCGCGGGGGGCGUCGCUGGUGCUGCUGUACCUGCUGGCGCUGAGGGCGCUGGUGCACGUCUCGCACCGGCGGCUGCUGAGCCAGCCGCCCGCCACCGGGCCCCGCGACUUCAGCGCCCCCCGUGCCAGGGGAUAUCUUGACAACAUAACAGCAAUUGGGCCCAGACCAGUUGGAAGUCCAGAAAAUGAAGUUCUUGCAGUUAACUACCUCUUAGAACAAAUUAGGGCAAUAGAAAGAGAGAGCACAGGUGCUCACAAAAUAUCUGUAAACAUACAGAGGCCCACAGGCUCCUUCAGCAUUGACUUUUUAGGAGGCUUUACUAGUUACUAUGCAAACAUAACCAAUGUUGUAGUGAAACUGGAACCCCGAAAUGGAGCUGAGCAUGCAGUGUUAUCCAAUUGUCACUUUGAUUCUGUACCAAAUAGCCCAGGUGCCAGUGAUGAUGCUGUUAGCUGCGCAGUGAUGCUUGAAAUACUUAAUACGCUUUCAAAAUCAUCAGAGCCCCUGCAACAUGCUGUCAUAUUCUUAUUCAAUGGUGCAGAAGAAAAUAUUUUGCAGGCUAGUCACGGCUUCAUUACACAACAUGAGUGGGCCAAGUCAAUUAGAGCUUUUAUUAACCUGGAGGCAGCAGGUGUAGGAGGAAGAGAACUUGUUUUUCAAACAGGACCUGAGAAUCCUUGGUUGGUGCAAGCAUAUGUAGUUGCAGCCAAACAUCCCUUUGCCUCUGUGGUAGCACAGGAAGUAUUUCAGAGUGGUAUUAUCCCAGCAGAUACAGACUUCCGUAUCUACAGGGACUUUGGCAACAUUCCAGGAAUAGAUCUGGCUUUUAUUGAAAAUGGCUACAUUUAUCAUACAGAAUAUGACACAUCAGACAGAAUUUUAACAGAUUCCAUUCAGAGGGCAGGUGACAAUAUUCUAGCUGUCCUGAAAUACCUAGCAACAUCAGAUAAGUUGGCUAAAUCCUUUGAGUAUCGACACGGAAAUGUUGUGUUCUUUGAUGUACUUGGUUUAUUUGUCCUGGCUUAUCCUGCUCGUGUUGGCACUAUCAUGAACUAUAUUACAGCAGUUAUUGCUUUUUUUUAUCUAAGCAAGAAAGUAAUACAGCCCAAAACCAGAGCUAUGCAUAACCUGAAGAAAUUCUUUACUGCAUUUGGCUUAACACUGAUAAGUUGGAUCUGCACGCUGGUGAUAGUCGUUAUAGUGGCAGUGUUUGUCUCUGUCAUUGGACGGUCUCUUUCUUGGUACACCCACUUCUAUGUUUCUGUGUUUCUGUACGGCACUGCAGCUGCAGCUAAUCUCAUUCUUGUGCAUACACUAGCCAAGAAGCUUUUCUACAAGAAUAUGAAUGAACAGUACCUGGGAGAUCUUUUUUUUGACGCCUCUCUGAUGAUUUGGUCUACAGCAUUGGCUGUGAUUACUCAGAUGGGCCUUUGUUCUGCUUUCAUUUGUACAUUAUGGGUAGCAUUUCCUUUACUUACAAAGCUGAUGAUCCAUAAAGAAUUCAGCCAAAAAGGUGCCACAAUGAAGUUUGUCACAAUGUACAUGCUCGGAAUGUUUGUUCCCUAUGUGUACAUGAUGUAUCUAAGUUGGACUGUGUUUGAAAUGUUUACACCUAUCAUGGGACGAAGUGGGUCAGAAAUUCUACCAGAUGUGGUGCUGGCAGGACUUAUUCUGGUCAUGACUACGAUUCUAUCAUCCUAUUUUAUUAACUUCAUUUACCUUGUCAAAAGCACAAAAACGACGCUAGUAACUUUAACUGCUGUGUUUGUAGUCACUCUGAUUCUCGUUUGUAGUGGAAUCUUCUUUCCUUACAGUUCUGAUGCAGCUAAUCCAAGGCCUAAGCGUGUGUUUCUCCAGCACAUGAGCAGAAGAUUUCAUGACCUAGAUGGAAGUGUGGUUAAAAGUGACUCUGGUAUAUGGAUUAAUGGAUUUGAUUAUAAUGGAAUGUCUCACAUAACUCCCCAUGUACCUGAAAUCAAUGACACCAUUAGAACUCCAUGUGAGGAGCAGGCACCUUUCUGUGGCUUUCCUUGGAUUCUACCAGUGCAUUUCAUGUUCCGGAAAAACUGGUACCUUCCUGCUCCAGAAAUAAUUCUGAGAAGCCCAGUUCACUUCAAAGUUCUGUCCAGGGAGCUGAUGCCCCAGAACUCCAUAAAGUUAACCUUUGAAGUAUCUGGUCCCAGUCACAUGUCUCUGUAUAUUCGGCCACACGAAGGCUCAACUCUCUCUACCUGGUCUUUCGGGGACGGUGUGCCAGUUGCUAGCUUAGGAGGAGACUACUUUGUGUUUUACUCCCAUGGGCUGCAGGCGACACCAUGGCACUUUUGGGUGGAGCUGACGGCCCCAGAAAAACAUUCUGAUGGAAUAGUCUCCCUCGCCAUAGCAGCACAUUACUUUUUUGGGGAAGAUCAAAAGUCUCCUCAACUCCAUGCCUUACUGGAGAGGUUUCCAAACUGGACGUUUCCUUCUGGUUGGUCCUGCACUUACGACCUGUUUGUCUUUUAAUGCUGACAGUAACACAGCGCUAAUAGGGUGAUCUGUCUGAUGCAGAAUGCUAUUGCAGCAAAUACUUUCUAAUAAGAUGGCAGAGACUUUCACAAGAAUUUAAAGCACUUUGGCAACAAAUGGUGUUUCUUUGGCAGUUUGACUAUUUGAAGACUUCUGCUGUCUUGGGGAUAUAGUGACACUUUGUGUCAAUGUGAAUACAGCUCACCUUGGUUCUUCCACUGAAAUGGCAGUUUGGCUAGUUGUUUUCUUAAAAUGAAAACUGCAAUUGAGGAGGUAAUGUUAGCACAAUAUGGUGGCAAUUGUAAUGAAAGCACCUCAUGGAAUUAUUUUGAUGUUAAUGUAAAAUAUGCCAUACUUCACGCACAUGUGGGUACUGUUACCUGCCAAUCCUAUCCGUCCCAUUAAAGCAACAUCUUCAGCUAAAAGAUGUUUGUCCACAUGGGGUGGGGGCAGAGGUGGCAAAGUCCUAAGCAUUACUUUUGUCACUGGAUGAAGUCACUGAAAGUUAUGAUGCUCGUACGGAUGGCAUUUCCAGUCCCUGGCAAAUACACAAUGCUGGAGAAUCGGUGUUAUGAUGAAAUGUGGUCGUUAUUUAUCUAGAUUAUUUUUUUCAAAUAAGAUAAUUUUUAACCUUUCUGUUAAAAACGUAGUUCCUAUACUUUUGCCUGUCUCUUCAGUGUUAAAACUUGAGUAAGUUUGACCUAACUGUCAUCUUACAGUUUUGUUCCUGUUGGGAUCUUUCAGUAUCAGCGUAAAAGCAUGGGACUUGCUCUCUUGUAUGUAAGUGCUAAGUCCCUGCGCCUUUACAUGGAUGUCUUAUAGUUAAUUUACUCUAAAUUUCAAGUUACCUUCUAACUUAUUACAAUUGGCUAAUUUUUGGUAUCAUCUCCUCUGGAGAGACUUUUGAUAAAGUAACAGACAGGACUGCACUUUGCUAAUACAUUUAACUGUUUCUUAAAAUAAGGCUUGCUUUCCGUAAGAAAAAAUACCUAGAGGAGUCAUCUUUAAAAAGAUGUCUAGUAUCUUUGGUUUGCUCUUGCAUUAUUUCCACAGGAUGGGUUUUAUAAGUGACUGAUUUAGA